Acomys russatus (golden spiny mouse) is the source of this 3737-nucleotide messenger RNA. It is a transcript of the gene Pacs1, whose product is annotated as phosphofurin acidic cluster sorting protein 1. Bases 168 to 3053 code for a protein of 961 amino acids. Gene Ontology annotation, biological process: protein localization to plasma membrane. Gene Ontology annotation, molecular function: transmembrane transporter binding. The transcript is spliced from 24 exons. The record is from RefSeq and is a predicted model, not a curated record. NCBI's taxonomy places the organism in Eukaryota, Metazoa, Chordata, Mammalia, Rodentia, Muridae.
CCGCGCGUGCGUGUAGAUUCGCUGGCGGCUCGCGCUCCGCCGGGCGGUCUGAGGAGACGCGCUGAGCCCCCGCCGCCGCCGCCGCCGCAGCGGGAGGAAGCCUGAGAGUCGCUCGGCGUGGCCUCAGUCUGCGUAAGCUCCGCGCCCCUUCGACCCCUCCCCAGGCCAUGGCGGAACGCGGAGGGGCGGGCGGUGGUCCCGGAGGCGCCGGAGGCGGCAGCGGCCAGCGGGGCUCUGGGGUCGCCCAGUCCCCACAGCAGCAGGCGCCGCAGCAGCAGCCGCAGCCACAACAGCCGACGCCCCCCAAGCUGGCCCAGGCCACCUCGUCUUCCUCGUCCACCUCGGCUGCGGCCGCCUCCUCCUCGUCCUCCUCCACCUCCACCUCCAUGGCCGUCGCGGUGGCCUCGGGCUCUGCGCCCCCGGGCGGUCCAGGACCAGGCCGCACCCCCGCCCCGGUGCAGAUGAAUUUGUAUGCUACCUGGGAGGUGGACCGGAGCUCGUCCAGCUGCGUGCCCAGGCUCUUCAGCUUGACCCUGAAGAAACUUGUUAUGCUUAAAGAAAUGGACAAAGACCUUAACUCAGUAGUCAUUGCUGUAAAGCUGCAGGGUUCAAAACGGAUUCUUCGCUCCAAUGAGAUCAUCCUUCCAGCCAGUGGCCUGGUGGAAACAGAGCUCCAGUUAACCUUCUCCCUUCAGUACCCUCAUUUCCUUAAGCGAGAUGCCAACAAACUACAGAUAAUGUUGCAAAGGAGGAAGCGUUACAAGAACCGGACUAUCUUAGGUUAUAAAACCUUGGCUGUGGGACUCAUCAACAUGGCAGAGGUGAUGCAACACCCUAACGAAGGUGCUUUGGUGCUUGGCCUGCACAGCAAUGUAAAGGAUGUCUCUGUGCCUGUGGCAGAAAUAAAAAUCUACUCUUUAUCCAGCCAGCCCAUUGACCAUGAAGGAAUCAAGUCUAAGCUGUCUGAUCGCUCCCCAGAUAUUGACAACUACUCUGAAGAAGAGGAAGAAAGCUUCUCCUCAGAACAGGAAGGCAGUGAUGACCCGUUGCAUGGGCAGGACCUAUUCUAUGAAGAUGAGGAUCUUCGGAAAGUAAAGAAGACACGGAGGAAACUGACCUCAACCUCAGCCAUCACUAGGCAACCUAACAUCAAACAGAAGUUUGUGGCGCUCCUGAAACGAUUCAAAGUUUCCGAUGAGGUGGGCUUUGGGCUAGAGCACGUGUCACGGGAGCAGAUCCGGGAGGUGGAGGAGGACCUGGAUGAGCUGUACGACAGUCUGGAGAUGUACAACCCCAGCGACAGCGGCCCUGAGAUGGAGGAGACGGAGAGCAUCCUCAGCACCCCAAAGCCCAAGCUCAAGCCGUUCUUUGAGGGAAUGUCGCAGUCCAGCUCACAGACAGAGAUUGGCAGCCUCAACAGCAAGGGCAGCCUCGGAAAAGACACCACCAGCCCUAUGGAAUUGGCUGCUUUAGAAAAAGUCAAAUCUACUUGGAUUAAAAGCCAAGAUGACAGUUUGCCUGAAGCAGACACUUUAGAAAUCACUGACCAGGACAUGUUUGGAGAUGUGAGCACAAGUCUGGUUGUACCAGAAAAAGUCAAAACUCCUAUGAAGUCCAGCAAAGCGGAUCUGCAGGGCUCUGCCUCCCCCAGCAAGGUGGAGGGGACGCACACACCCCGGCAGAAGAGGAGCACUCCCCUGAAGGAGCGGCAGCUCUCCAAGCCCCUGAGUGAAAGGACCAACAGCUCUGACAGUGAACGCUCUCCUGACCUGGGCCACAGCACACAGAUUCCAAGAAAGGUGGUAUAUGACCAACUGAACCAGAUCCUGGUGUCAGAUGCAGCCCUCCCAGAAAAUGUCAUCCUGGUGAACACCACAGACUGGCAGGGACAGUAUGUGGCAGAACUGCUCCAGGACCAGCGGAAGCCUGUUGUAUGCACCUGCUCAACAGUGGAGGUCCAGGCCGUGCUGUCUGCCCUGCUCACGAGGAUUCAGCGCUACUGCAACUGCAACUCAUCCAUGCCGAGGCCAGUCAAGGUGGCAGCUGUGGGCAGCCAGAGUUAUCUGAGCUCCAUCCUGCGGUUCUUUGUCAAGGCCCUUGCCAGCAAGACCCCGGACUGGCUGGGUUACAUGCGCUUCCUCAUCAUCCCCCUAGGUUCUCAUCCAGUGGCCAAAUAUUUGGGCUCAGUAGAUAGUAGAUAUAGCAGCACUUUCCUUGAUUCUGCCUGGAGAGAUCUGUUCAGUCGCUCAGAACCCCCAGUGUCAGAGCCGCUGGAUGUGGUGGGGCGGGUGAUGCAGUACGUCAGUGGAGCAGCUACAACACACCAACUGCCUGUGGCCGAAGCCAUGCUGACCUGCAGGCAUAAAUUCCCUGAUGAAGACUCCUAUCAGAAGUUUAUUCCCUUCAUUGGUGUCGUGAAAGUGGGCCUUGUUGAAGACUCCCCGUCCACGGCAGGUGAUGGCGACGAUUCACCUGUGGUCAGCCUUACUGUGCCCUCCACAUCACCACCCUCAAGCUCAGGCCUGAGUCGAGAUGCCACAGCUACCCCUCCUUCAUCCCCAUCUAUGAGCAGUGCCCUCGCCAUUGUGGGGAGCCCAAACAGUCCAUAUGGGGAUGUGAUUGGCCUCCAGGUGGACUACUGGCUGGGCCACCCCGGGGAUCGAAGGAGAGAAGGUGACAAGAGGGAUGCCAGCUCAAAGAAUACCCUCAAGAGUGUCUUCCGCUCAGUGCAGGUUUCUCGCCUGCCACAUGCAGGGGAAGCCCAGCUUUCUGGCACUAUGGCAAUGACUGUGGUCACCAAAGAGAAGAACAAGAAAGUGCCCACCAUCUUCCUGAGCAAGAAGCCCCGGGAAAAGGAGGUGGAUUCUAAGAGCCAGGUCAUCGAGGGCAUCAGCCGCCUCAUCUGCUCUGCAAAACAGCAGCAGACUAUGCUGAGAGUGUCCAUCGAUGGAGUUGAGUGGAGUGACAUCAAGUUCUUCCAGCUGGCAGCCCAGUGGCCCACUCAUGUCAAGCACUUUCCAGUGGGACUCUUCAGUGGCAGCAAGACCACUUGAGACCCUGCCUCCCAACCACUCCGUCCUGGCACUGCCACCCAGCCUCACCACCUGCAGGCAGGGGAAGGCCAGCAAGCCCCGGCCCAGCCUCCCUUUCCCAGCACUGGGGUCUGCCUCUACAUGCCCAGUCCUGAAGGACACUGCCACUGGGGAUGCAGCCCUCCCCUCUCACUGCCCAGCCCAUCUCUCUGGACUACCCUCCUCCCUCCUGUUCCAGGCCCAGAGCUGGGUGGUUCUGCUUACUGGUGCCCAUCAUCCCUACAAUUGAAUAAUCUGGGCCCCUCCUUCACCUCAUUCACCCCCUGCAGCACUGGCUCCCUUUCUGGAAAUGAAAAACCUGGAGUCGGAUACACAGCGAGACAGCCCAGCACCUACUGUAGCCUGGCCACCAGGCUCUUAAUUUCCAAGGCUCUGUUGCCUGUUGCUACUCACCCUGCCUUCCUCCAGCAGGGCUGGGGCCUCCUACCAUUCCUGUGACCUCACCUGCCCCACAGCUUCCCAGUCUCUCCCAUGCAUGAGUUCCUGACACCUCAAGUACCUUGAAUGUCCUGUGUCCUACAUGUUUUUUUAGUUGUUUGGGUAACUUGUCCUGUGCCCAGGUCCUAUCCUUGAGGCUCCUCCCUCUGCCUUCCAGGCUCACACCUAAUGUAGCUCUGUGGUUUCACAAGGUAGGAGGCAGCAAAC